ACUCGCCCAAAACCUCUCUCUAGAAUCCUCUCGAACCGCCCAGGUCCUCAUCCCUCCGUUUCGCAUCGCCUGUUUCGAUUUCUGUUUGGGCGAUUGGGUUCUCUCUCUCCCGUGGCCGAUUAGUUGUUCGAGGGUUUAUGGCCACUUCCGGCGAUCAAUCCGGAUCCGCGGCGGCGAAGGCGUCCAAGCUGCGGUACCCGCUGCGGUCGGCGAGCCGGGGGAAGGCGGCGCCGCUGGCGGUGGAUGCUCCUCCUGCAGACUCGGCUCCCAGAAGGGCCAAACCAUCUUCGGAUGUCACCAAGAGCAUGUGUGUUCUUGAUCUUUCUUCCGUGAAAGAUAAAUCAGCCAAACCACCACGGAGGCACUCAAUACCAACAAAGCCAGGUGCUAGCCCAAGGCCUACUACUACUACUGGAACCAUCACCCCAGUGUCAGUGGUUCGCUCGAGGAGGUCAGAGAUCCAGGGGAAGUUUGAUACCCCAACAUCAGAAGCAUCCAUGUCCACAGGAAGGCGCAAGUUCAGUACACUGUCCUCAAUCUCAUAUUGGAUGACACAGAUCAGGCUUGCAGAGGCUGCUUCCAAGCACUCUGUCUCUCUGGGCUUUUUCAAGCUUGCCCUUGAAUCAGAAUGCGAGCCUUUAGAUCGGAUGAGAGAGGAACUCAAGGCUUACAUAGCCCGGCAUGGUCUUGCAACGGACUUAGAGGAGCCGGUGAAGGACAUUCUUCAGGUUUAUGAUAUUGCUGGUGAUUUUGAGAAACUGAAGAUCUCUGUGGACUCCUCGCUGGAAUCAAAAAAGUGUGACAAGGCUGCUCUUAGUGCUACCAAUGCGACUCCAAAGGGUAAUCUGAAGCCUAGGUCACUGAAUUCUGUUGCUACUCAAAGCAAAGAUGGCAAGAAAGAGAACAUUCAGAAGGAGAAGCCUGAUGCUAAGGUCAGAGGAUCCUAUACCCGGAAUCCAGCCAAAGUUGCUCCUGGAAAGGAAUUAGCUGCCAAAAAUACUGGUAAGAAAACCAAGAAGCAGGCCAAGGAGCAUCAAGAAGAUUGCAAUGGAGGUAGUGAGGCUUUGCCAGUUGAUCCAGACCUAGAAUCUGUUGAUGUUGUGAAGGAGAUCACAUAUGAAGAUAAGGAGAACAUGGGGGAUACUGAGAUGUCAAUUGAUGGUGGAAAUGGCUUAGCCCAAGAAGUCUAGAACAGACGUACCGACUUCAGAUUCAAACCUUUUGUUUGCUGAACAUGAAGUAUUGAGUGUGUGGUGCUUGUUUUCAUUCGUCAUUGUUGAUAUGUCGUCAGUGCUUGUCUUUCUUGCUGUCAAACCGUAAGGUGUGUAUCAUGGUUUGCUGGGUGAGACUGCUUGCUUGUAUUCGCUUUGUUAAGUCAGCUUUGCUGUGUGUGGUCCUGUUGGGCAGGAAAUACUUCCUGAUGGUUGUGUUUCUCUUUUGAAUAUAGGUGAAUUCUUUAUUUGUGUGAUCAUCUUGGGCAGUAAAUCCUUCCUGAUGGUUGUGUUUUUCUUUUGUGCAUUGUAUCACUCUCUCGUGCAUGCUUAAUAGAUAAUGAUCAGGACUUGAAUUC
Messenger RNA from Brachypodium distachyon (stiff brome), 1570 nucleotides. RefSeq lists its product as uncharacterized. The record is from RefSeq and is a predicted model, not a curated record. The transcript is spliced from 6 exons. Lineage: Eukaryota; Viridiplantae; Streptophyta; Magnoliopsida; Poales; Poaceae. The coding region runs from base 138 to 1190 and encodes 350 amino acids.